Molecule: messenger RNA, 2057 nt
Organism: Gaeumannomyces tritici R3-111a-1
Lineage: Eukaryota; Fungi; Ascomycota; Sordariomycetes; Magnaporthales; Magnaporthaceae
Exons: 1
Coding region: 1-1989 (662 amino acids)
Source: RefSeq, a predicted model, not a curated record
AUGGAUCUCAACGUACCACCAUCCAAGCACUCUUUCAUGCUCCUCACCCCUUUCUACAUGACCACCGAAGAUGGCAACGAAAGAUGGGCCAUCGCAUUUAGCGCCAGAGAUGGUGUUUGGGUGUCGGCGGCCAUCUCCGUCACCAUGGGGCUCAUCUUCAUGCUGCUCUGGAAUAUUUUCAUCUUCUUCACUGUGUUGCUUCAGGACCAGCACUUUCGGCGAAGGUAUGCCGCCCUGGUCACGCUUUGGAACAGCAACGAUCCUUGGUCUGCCUUUAGGGAGAUGGUGGCCUACACGUGGCACUACUUUUCACCACCCCAAGAGCAACGAUAUGACCAAGAAAAGAUGACGGGUGUCUCCCCCCAGCCAGAGCCCGAGCCCGAGCAGGAGCCAGCUGCCCAAGUGGCAGCUCCGCCAUCAGACGAAAAGACUGCCCAAGCGACGGUUCUUCCAACCGACAAGCCCGAAUCUUCACAGCCAGACCCCCAACCCCCCAAGCCCAAGCCCAAGCCAUACCCGUACAAGGCCAGCUCGUGGAAAAAGGACUGUGCGUACGGUCUCUUGCUCGCCACUAUAGCUCUGACCGUGUUCGGGGUCGACAAAGCAAUGGGCGUCGUCGUGCCUGGCCUCGUGGUGCUCGGCGCCGUCGCGCCGGCAGACCAGGACUCGGUCUACUACCCAGUUCCGUCCGAGGGUGACACCGAUCCUGCCGGCAGCCUCCGAAACUUUGGCCUCAAGGCCCCUGCUGUCAUGCGCGCACUGGGUAGCGUAGAAGCUGCUGGUGCCACGUUCCGACGCAGGAUAGAGAUAGCGACCAAGGGCAUGGGGCAAUGGAACAACACCGAGUCCGUCCAGCAGGUGACGUACAGCUACAACGUCAGCGGGUACGAAUUCGGGCUGCAGCGAGGGUCCAUGCUCAAGCUUCAAGUCAAUGGCUCUUGCAGGACCGAGUACGGCUGGCUGCGCGAGGAACGGCCCACUGCCGACUUUUAUUCGUUAUGGGACGGCAAGCGCAACUUUUCCAUUCCCAUCGACAACACAAGUAUCGCCGACGCCCCCAAGGCCAGCUUCCUGAUCCCAGACGAUCGGGAUUCGGUCGUCGAGGCCGUGCGAACGGGAAACAUGACAUUUGUCAUCCUCAUCUGGUCGUCGCAUCGAGCCAGCAUCUCCAUGGGCUCAAAUCCAUGGUAUGCAACCGAACCGCGCGGCGCUGCCCCCAAAGCGCCUUAUCAGGCCGGCUUCUGGAUCAAGCGUAAGAGGCCCGUCCUCUCUUGCUGGCAAAAGGACACGUGGUCCUAUGGCGAUCAGACGGUCAACUCCAUCUACGAUCUCAAAAACAUCCCGGGCAUAAAGAUCGAGCAGGUUCUGCUCAAGGUCCUCGAGGCCGCCCUUGCGGUGCCGCUUGUCGUCAAGCUCGGCAACGCCAGUGGCGACUCGGCGCUGAGAUCGCGGACCACCAGUCCCAACGGAGUCAUCGACGCGGGCGCAUCCAGCAUCAAAAACGACAUGGAGCGCCUGGUCAUGGCCAGCUAUGUGGGGACCAAGAAUGUUUUUGUCGACACCACCAUGUACGAGUCCAACGCGGGCUGGCCAAACAUGCUACAGGACGCCAACGGCCAGGCGGCCGCAGGGGCCGGCAACUUUGUCAUCACAAGCCCGGAGGUCUUGACCUUUUCCUUGACCGGCCUGAUAGCUCUGGCGACCAUUUUCGUGUUUUUGCUGGUCACGGAGACGCUGAUCAGUGUGGGUGCCUCCAAGCUUCGGCGGAGCGGCAAUCUGAUCCAGUUCAAGGCCUUGACGGCGAUCCAGCUGUUCCGAAUUCUUUUUGAGCCCGCGGAUGCGAACAAGGUGGACAAGAGAUGGAGCUGCGAAGACCGGUUUCCUCAGGCGGAUGAUGUCAUGGAGUUCAAGCUCAGGGAGUGCGAAAAGUCAGGGUGCCGAGGGCAUAUCGAAGAGGAGAUCAAGCGACAGCAAACUUUGCAGGUUUGAACGGCAUUAUCCCAGAUACUCAGAUACUAGACUGUACUGAACCUACUAUCCACCACCGUAACCAGCGU